UUCUGCCCAGUCGGGAUGGCAGACGCCACGGCCUCCCCGGUGGGGAAGCGGCUCCUGCUCUUGCUGGUAGCAGGUCCGGGCGAGGGAGAAGCGGCGGGUUCGGAGCCUGGGCCUGCUCUGCCCUCCCGGGCCUGGAGGAGCGGGACCGUGCGGGCUAUGAGUGGGGCUGUCCCUCAGGACCUAGCGAUAUUUGUGGAAUUUGAUCGGUGCAGUUGGAAGCAACAUGCUUGGGUAAAGGUUCAUGCAGAAGAAGUUAUAGUUUUGAUGCUGGAAGGUUCCCUUGUUUGGGCUCCUAGAAAUGAACCAGUUUUGCUGCAGGGAACCAGGGUGUCAGUUGAACAUUGGCCUGCAUUGACAUUCACUCCUUUGGUAGAUAAACUGGGUUUAGGGUCUGUGGUUCCAGUAGAAUCUCUUGUAGACCGAGACUUGAGAUUCCUGUCUGAUGCUAAUGGAUUACAUCUUUUUCAGAUGCCAACAGAAAGUCAGAGCCAACUUCUCCAACAGCAGCCUUUAUUAAGAGAAGCUGUCAAUGCAUUGAUUGGUGAUCAGAAGCUUCAAGAGAUCUUUAGCAGAGGACUUUACAGUAUACAGGGUCAAAGAGUUAAGGUGUAUCAGCCUGAAGAGGAAAUCAGCUGGAUCUCUGCGGUUGUGAGUUGUCAAGAUCCUCUCACACGUCUGAUGGAAGUGGUUUUGACUGAGACUGGUGAAAUCAAGUCAGUAGAUCCUCGACUGAUUCAUGUAGUGAUGGACGCAUCUAUUCAGAAUGAGGGGGGAUCCCUAAAGGGAGGUAAAUCCUCCAAAGGGAAAAAGAAGAGAGAGAGUUUGGAUGGGAAAGAUGGACGAAGAAGAAAAAAUGCUUCUGAUAUUGGUUGUGACCAUGCUACAAAGAAGCUAAAGGAGAGGGGCGAAGUAGAUUCUAAUGGAAAUGAUGGUGGCGAGGCAAAUAAAGGAGCAUGGAAGGGAAGCGGUGACAUGACUCUGGAUCCAAAGACCAAGCAACCUCCCCCAUUUGUUUCUCCAGUUAAUCGAAGUAUUCGCUUUGCCACAUACACGAAGGAGAAUGGACGAACUCUUGUGGUCCAAGAUGAACCAGUAGGUGGUGACACUCAUGCAAACUUCACUUCCUUUCCUCCAGCUUCUACACAAGCCCUUUUGAGUGGAGCUGGAAAUGAAGAGGUGACAAAAUCCUUAGAACAGAGCAGUCAAGAUCUAGCGGCAGCUCCUACAGUAAUUACAACAACUGGGACAACGCCAGCUACUGUACAGGUCUCGGAUACUGACCUGUCGGCAAUUUCUGGUCAAGAAAAGCAGAAAACAGGCCAUUCACAGAUCCAGGCAGAGAAUACCCAAAAUUCAGCAUCGGCUUCUGCAGGAUUUGGAAUGACGCAGUCGUCUGCAACCCAGCCUUUAGUAUUUGAUGAUGGGCAAAGCCAAUCCAAUGGCGUAUUAGCUUCAGAGAAGGCACCUGUUGGAUUUUCCUUUGGUAGUAACACUGGUCAUGAAGUCCAGCAAGAUACAGAUCCAUCAAAGAACUUGUUUUUUCAGUGCAUGUCCCAGAAUCUUCCCUCCAGUAACUAUUUCACAAAUUUGUCAGAAAAUCUAACUGAAGAAUCCCCAAAUCAGGACUCGUUAAAAAAAAGUCCAGAGAACCUGAGUUUGGGGAUCUGCAAAAGUAAAGGCCCCACUGGAGAAAUUAAUCCUGGAACUCCGUUGGGCACUCCUCCAGAACGGAAGCUACCGCUGGAAUCCAUGCCUACUCUUACUCCGGCUUUCCCACGAAACCUCAUCAGCACACGAACUCCUGAUAAUCAUGAAAAUCUCUUUUUACAACCUCCCAAAUUGUCACGAGAAGAGCCCUCCAACCCUUUUCUGGCAUUUGCAGAAAAAUCAGAACUUAGCCCUUUCAGUAGCUUUGCAUCUUCAGCUCAGCAGUCAGGAGCUUCUGCUUCUCCCUCUUCAGGCCUUGGCUCCAAGAUUGCUUCUGGCUGGCCAGAUUUGCACACCUCAACUGACUCUUCAGCAAAAAAGAAAAGCUUGUUUAUAAUGACAGAUUCCUCCAAGACGCUGCCCAGCGUGCCUAGUGCAACUCUCUUUGCUGGUGUUCAGAGUUCAUCUACUCUGGGGAAUGGCCGUUCUAGUUCGCCAGUUGGCAGUCUGACACAACCUAUUGAAAUGCCCACACUCUCCUCUAGUCCAACAGAAGAAAAGCCAUCUGUUGGGCCUGGGCAACAGGACAAUCCUUUAAUGAAAACUUUUUCUAAUGUGUUUGGCAGACAUCCCUGUGGCUUUUUCUCUCCACAGGCCGAGAUAGGACUGGAAAGCAAACCCCCCUUUGAAUCUGUAAAAAGGUUUUCUCUAGAUGAGCGGAGCAUGCCAUCUAAACAGGAUUCUGAUUCUAGCACCAAUAGUGACCUCUCGGAUAUGAGUGAUUCUGAGGAGCAACUGCAUACCAAAGCUUGUCUGAAGGGAAUCCCAGAGCAUUUGAUUGGCAAACUGGGUCCCAAUGACGAGCGGAAUGCUGAACUACUCAUGGGCAAGGGGAAGGGGAAACAAGCCCCUAAGGGCAGGCCUCGCACAGCUCCCCUGAAAGUUGGUCAGUCUGUACUGAAAGACAUGAGUAAGGUGAGAAAGCUGAAGCAAUCAGGGGAGCCCUUCCUCCAGGAUGGCUCGUGCAUCAAUGUGGCUCCUCAUCUGCACAAGUGCCGAGAAUGCCGGUUGGAACGCUACCGAAAGUUCAAGGAACAGGAACAGGAUGACUCUACAGUAGCCUGUCGGUUCUUUCACUUCCGCAGCAUGAUCAUUCGGCAACAGCUGCCCAGUAUGAAUCCCGGUGUACCAGGUCCUGCAAGUGAAAGCACAUUUUCCCGUGCUGCAGGGACAACUGAGAAUGAGCCAUUGGACACAAAUGCUCCAAAAUCUGAAACUGUAGAAGCCAAAGUAGAAGAGCCCAUUAAAGCAGAGGCUGCAGCUACCAGCAACAGUGGGGAAAUGAAGCCGAACAAAUCACUGUGUCCAGAAGCAAGUCCUUCAUCAGCAUUGCAUUGGCUUGCAGAUUUAGCGACUCAGAAGGCAAAAGAAGAAACAAAAGAAGCAGGUUCAUUGAGAUCAGUACUCAAUAAAGAAUCUCCAUCGCCUUUUGGUUUGGAUUCCUUUAACUCCAACACAAAAGCCUCACCUUUAACUCCAAAGCUUUUUAAUAGUCUCUUGCUGGGUCCAGUUGCUUCAAGCAACAAGACUGAAGGUUCCAGUCUUCGUGAUUUGCUUAACUCUGGGCCUGGAAAGCUGCCUCAGACCUCACUUGAUGCAGGGAUUCCUUUCCCUCCUGUUUUUUCUGGAGCUUCCACAGGGGCCAAGAGUAAAGCCAGUUUGCCAAACUUCCUUGAUCAUAUAAUUGCAUCAGUGGUGGAAAAUAAGAAAAUGACUGAUGCUGCCAAGCGAGCAAGCAGUGUAGCUGAUACACCUAAAGAAGUAAAAGAAAUGGUAAUGGGUUUAAAUGUGCUCGACCCACAUACUUCUCAUUCGUGGCUUUGUGAUGGAAGACUUUUAUGUCUUCAUGACCCCAGCAACAAGAACAACUGGAAGAUCUUCAGAGAAUGUUGGAAACAAGGACAGCCUGUUCUAGUUUCUGGUGUUCAUAAGAAACUGAAGCCUGAACUUUGGAAACCAGAUGCAUUUAGCCAAGAAUUUGGAGAUCAGGAUGUAGAUCUGGUCAAUUGUAGAAAUUGUGCCAUAAUCUCAGAUGUUAAAGUGCGUGAUUUCUGGGAUGGCUUUGAAAUCAUUUCUAAACGACUAAGAGCAGACGAUGGGCAGCCUAUGGUACUGAAGUUAAAAGAUUGGCCUCCAGGAGAGGAUUUUAGGGAUAUGAUGCCUACAAGGUUUGAAGAUUUAAUGGAGAAUCUUCCGCUUCCAGAAUAUACUAAAAGAGAUGGAAGACUGAAUCUGGCAUCUAGGUUGCCAAGUUACUUUGUGCGACCUGAUCUAGGCCCCAAAAUGUACAAUGCAUAUGGACUAAUAACAGCAGAAGACCGAAGAGUUGGUACAACUAAUUUACAUUUAGAUGUAUCAGAUGCAGUUAAUGUUAUGGUGUAUGUUGGAAUUCCUAUUGGGGAUGGUGCCCAUGAUGAUGAGGUGUUAAAAACCAUAGAUGAAGGGGAUGCCGACGAUGUUACAAAACAGCGAAUCCAUGAAGCAAAGGAGAAGCCAGGGGCACUGUGGCACAUUUAUGCUGCUAAGGAUGCUGAAAAAAUCAGGGAGCUUCUUCGGAAGGUUGGUGAAGAACAGGGGCAAGAAAAUCCUCCUGAUCAUGAUCCAAUCCAUGACCAAAGCUGGUAUCUGGACCAGGUCCUUCGUAAGCGUCUGUACGAGGAAUAUGGAGUGCAAGGUUGGGCAAUCGUGCAGUUCCUGGGAGAUGCUGUAUUUAUUCCUGCAGGGGCUCCACAUCAGGUUCAUAAUUUGUAUAGCUGCAUUAAAGUGGCAGAAGAUUUUGUAUCUCCAGAACAUGUGAAACACUGCUUCCGUCUGACUCAAGAAUUCAGGCACCUAUCUAAUACUCACACAAACCAUGAGGAUAAGCUGCAGGUGAAGAACAUUAUCUACCAUGCAGUCAAAGAUGCUGUUGGCACACUGAAAGCUCAUGAAUCCAAACUGGCUAGAUCUUAGGAAUGGAUGAUUCUGACCCCCUCCCUCCCCCGGAGUUGUUUUGUUUUGGUUUUUUUUUUUUGCUCACAGUAUAGAAAGGGGAUGCACGUGGCUGCCUCUGAAGGACUCUGAAACCUCUCACUAAGAGAUGCCAUGGCAUUCAUUACACUCUCCAGCCACUGCCUAUAUGCUGCCUCAGUCUUGAAUAUCUAAUAGAUGGUCACAAUAAUAUACAGAAUUCCUGAAGAACGAAGGGUGCCGAGUCCCUUUCUGGUGGCCUUUUGCAAAUUGAAAUUGUAUGGAAACCAGGUGGUAUUCCUGCAUAUGAUGAAUAGAAAAAUGUGUGACUCUUUUUUCAUACCUAAUUAGUCUUUCCAGUAAGUUAGGAAGAAUGAUGCAAGGUUGGACAUUUUAUUGAAGACCUAAACAGCUUGCUCUGAAUGAUUAUACACGCCAGCAUCCUGGCUGCAAGAACAUGAACAUGAGACCUCCUUCUCUGACAUAGCUAAGGAAAAAAGAAAUUGUUCUUCAUGCUCCCUUUAAGAGUUCUUUAUACACUGUAGAAAUGCAGAAACACAGAGAGAAACCACUGAUUUUCCCAGAGGGCUCCAGGAUUUUUUAAAAAAAUGUGUAUUUAGUGAAAAACUAGGUUUGUAGUGAAACAGUAUUUCAUGAAAGUAGAUAUUUUUAGAAUUUGAAAUACCACAACAGUUCCUGGACUACAAGGAAAGGCACAUUGUGUUUAGUCUUCCUUUCAAUAAAACUUUUCCAGAAAUUAUUCUUAGAAAUAAUUCCCAAUAGCACAAUUGGCCCGAGGAGAGCUAAAAAUAAUUUUACUUCCAAUACAAAGAUAUAAAGGGGGGAAAAGAACUUUUAUGCUUUGGAGGUGUUGUACAUCUCUCCCUAAACUGGUAAAUACCAGUUGUCAGUUUUAGAUUGGGACUACUGCUUCCCAGAAAUAAUUUUCAAUAUCAGCUUUGUCCAGAAAUAUUUUCAGUAAAAUGUUCCUGCUUGAUAGAGUUGUAUUCAGAAUUGUCACCAUUGAACUGAUGGAUUCCAUUGUUUUACUGUUCAUUGGGACUGUAUCUACCUUCUAUCCAGCUGUACUGUAGUGCCACCUGCAGGCCUGUUAAUAUGUUCACGGUUAUUUCAUUUUUUAAAAAAUAAAAGUCAUUUACUGUA
Thamnophis sirtalis is the source of this 5820-nucleotide messenger RNA. The record is from RefSeq and is a predicted model, not a curated record. NCBI's taxonomy places the organism in Eukaryota, Metazoa, Chordata, Lepidosauria, Squamata, Natricidae.